CUUUCCAGUUGCAAGUCUUUUAAUUACAUAUGAAGUUUCUAAUUUUAAAGUGGCACAACUGCAAUGAAGAAAAGAAGAAAGUUCACUGCAAAUCUAGAUGACAAAGUAUGCCGUGCUCGCCAGAAGGCAUCUUCUAACAAGAUUCUUGUAGCAGACUCAGAACAAGAAACUACUGUUGAUUCUGCAAAGGUUGCUACUGCAGAUGAGCUUGCAUAUUCCAAAGAACUUCCUCCAUCACAAGGUCAAAGAGAGCUUUUGAGUUCUCUGCAGUAUAACAGAAAUCUUCUCAAAUACUUAAAUGAUGAUCGACAGAAGCAGCCAUCUUUUUGUGAUCUGCUCAUAAUUGUUGAUGGAAAAGAAUUCAGUGCCCACAAAGUAGUCGUUGCUGUUGGAAGUAGUUAUUUUCAUGCUUACUUGAGCAAAAAUCCGAGAACUGAUGUCAUUACCUUGGAUCAUGUAACUCAUUCAGUAUUCCGUCAUCUCCUUGAGUUUCUGUACACAUCAGAGUUUUUUGUGUAUAAAAAGGAAAUCCCCUUAGUUUUAGAGGCAGCCAAGUUUUUAGAUAUUAUUGAUGCGGUUAAACUGCUAAAUGGUGAAAAUGUUUCUAGUUCGCAGUCUGAUGAGAGAACUGAGAGCCCAACACGAGUACAAACAUUCAGUGAAUUGACUCAUAAAGCUGCAAGCAAUCACCAGUGUGCUUUGUGCAAUCGAAACUUCUGUUACAAGAAAUCCUUAGAAAAUCACUUGUCCAGAGCCCACAAAUCGCUUACCCGAGAAAAAGGUGAUGGCCUAAAAAUGGUUGAGAGGGCAGAUAUUUCUACUAGAAGGUCCAUGCGAAAUCGCAAGUGUCCAGCUAAGUUUGAGCAAAGUGACAAUGACAGUGGGGAAUCAUCUGAUAGCUAUCUUGAUAAUGAUGUUCCUGGCAAGGAAAACAGUGAAUCUGAAGAUAGUGGGAGUGAGUAUAAUACUGAUGAUGGCAGGCAGGAAGAAGACACGUCUGGGGAUGAUACUGGGUCUGAAGGGCAAAGUGAAAAAGAACAUCAAGAAGAUGGUCAGGAACCAGAUAGCCUGGCAAGAAAUAAUUGUGAAAGCACUCUGUCAACAUAUAUGCCAGUCAUCGUGCAGAACAGUAGCAAAAAAUGUUUGCAGUGCCCUAAGUGUGAUAAAACAUUUGAUCGAGCAGGGAAAUAUGAGAGCCACACUCGUGUGCAUACUGGUGAGAAGCCUUUUGAGUGUGACAUCUGUCAUCAGCGCUAUUCGACCAAAUCCAACUUAACAGUUCACAGAAAGAAACACAAUAAUGAACUAGAGUUUCAUAAAAAAGAACACAAAUGCUCAUACUGUAACAAACUACAUGCCACUAAAAAGACCUUGCUUAAACAUGUGAAAAGAUUCCAUCCUGAACAUGCAAAAGAAUUUUUUUCCAUCAAGAAAAAAAGGAGUGAAGGCUGGAAAUGUGAGAUUUGCAGUAAGUCAUUCACUCGGAGGCCUCAUUUGGAAGAACACAUGAUUCUUCACACUCAGAAUAAGCCUUUCAAGUGUACCUAUUGUGAAGAGCACUUUAAAUCUCGCUUUGCUAGACUGAAACAUCAAGAAAAGUUCCAUCUUGGACCUUUUCCAUGUGAUAUUUGCGGUCGUCAGUUUAAUGACACGGGAAAUCUAAAACGCCAUAUUGAAUGUACUCAUGGUGGAAAGAGAAAAUGGACUUGUUUUAUUUGUGGAAAAUCAGUAAGAGAAAGAACAACUUUGAAAGAGCACUUGAGAAUCCACAGUGGAGAGAAACCUCAUCUGUGUAGUAUUUGUGGGCAGAGUUUUCGUCAUGGAAGUUCAUACAGGCUUCAUCUACGAGUCCACCAUGAUGACAAAAGGUAUGAAUGCGAAGAAUGUGGAAAGACAUUUAUUCGCCAUGACCAUCUGACAAAGCACAGAAAGAUACACUCAGGGGAAAAGGCACAUCAGUGUGAAGAAUGUGGAAAAUGUUUUGGUCGAAGAGAUCACCUCACUGUUCAUUAUAAAAGUGUUCAUCUAGGUGAAAAGGUGUGGCAAAAAUACAAAGCAACAUUUCAUCAGUGUGAAGUCUGCAAGAAAGUCUUUAAGGGGAAAUCAAGCUUGGAAAUGCAUUUUAGGACACAUUCAGGCGAGAAACCGUAUAAAUGUCAAAUUUGCAACCAGUCCUUCAGGAUUAAGAAGACAUUAACUAAACACAUGGUCAUUCAUUCAGAUGCUCGCCCUUUCAAUUGUCAAUCUUGUAAUGCAACAUUUAAACGAAAAGACAAGCUGAAAUACCAUACUGAUCAUGUGCACGGAGGAAAAUCCACAGAGGAAUCACCGAGCCCUCUGCCAGAGGAAAAAACAGUCUCUCUGCCAACAGAGUACACAGCCGAUGACAAGACUUACCAAAGUGAGGCUAAACCAUUCAUGGAACAGACCAAGGUUUAUCGAGCAGAAACCAAAAGCAUGCUACAGAAUGUACCCUCAGAAGUAUGUAUGCCAUUGACCGUGGUACCAGUUCAGAUAAAUGACCCUCAAUCUGAUCUUAUACAGCGUGCCACCUCCCUCACUCCCCCGCAUCCUAAUAUUCUUCCUCCACAAGCCCCUCCAACUGAUUAUCAGCAAGCAACAGAUCUGGCUUUUCUAGAAAAAUAUACUCUCACCCCACAGCCAGCAAACAUAGUUCAUCCAGUCAGACCUGAGCAAAUGUUGGAUCCCAGAGAACCGUCAUAUCUUGGGACUCUACUAGGUCUUGAUACAGCUCCAGCAGUGCAGAAUAUUUCAAGUAAUGAACCUUCAUGAUCAUGGGACUGCUGUAUUCCACUGGUCUUAUUAACGCUUAGCUGUCAGAAGGC
This is a messenger RNA of Euleptes europaea (tarantolino), 2846 nucleotides long. It is a transcript of the gene ZBTB41, whose product is annotated as zinc finger and BTB domain containing 41. NCBI's taxonomy places the organism in Eukaryota, Metazoa, Chordata, Lepidosauria, Squamata, Sphaerodactylidae. The transcript has 10 exons. Bases 64 to 2793 code for a protein of 909 amino acids. Gene Ontology annotation, molecular function: protein binding; DNA-binding transcription factor activity, RNA polymerase II-specific; RNA polymerase II cis-regulatory region sequence-specific DNA binding. The record is from RefSeq and is a predicted model, not a curated record. Gene Ontology annotation, biological process: regulation of DNA-templated transcription.